ACCCACGUGCAGGUGACGGUGGUCCGGGCCCGGGGGCUGCGCUGUAAGGGCGGCGGCGGUGGGGGCAAAGCGGGCAGCAGCGACGCGUAUACCAUCAUCCAGCUGGGCCGAGAGAAGUACUGCACUUCGGUGGCCGAGAAAAGCGGCGGCUGCCCCGAAUGGAAGGAGGAAUGCGCCUUCGAGCUGCCGCCCACCGAGCCCGGGGCUGAGGCCGCGGUGCUGCUCACUGUCAUGCACCGCGCCCUGGUGGGCAUGGACCGCUUCUUGGGCAUGGCCCGCGUACCGCUGCGGGCUGCGGGGCUGCAGGGCAGGGCGGCCGAGGAGAGGUGA
Messenger RNA from Meleagris gallopavo (turkey), 330 nucleotides. Lineage: Eukaryota; Metazoa; Chordata; Aves; Galliformes; Phasianidae. The record is from RefSeq and is a predicted model, not a curated record.